ACGUUUUCCGUCUAUUUAAGCCCUCCUGAAAUUCCUCUUUGAUCAUUCCCUCUUCUUUCCCUCCAGCAUCUUUCCGAUGGAUGCCCAGAACCUGAAGCAACGGAUCAGAGAUGACCCCGGCGACGCCGCCGCAUCAAAACAGAGCAAUGGACCCAGGCGGGACAAGAGAAUGGCAAUGGCCAAACGGGGACUUAGAUCGCUAGCAGUCGCUGUAGCCAUACCUCUCUCCCUCACCCUCCUCAACAUCUACCUUUCAGGCUCGAACCGUCAUGGCUACGGCACCCUAAACAAACCCUUCUGGUUCCCGCCGCUAUGGCUUCUCCACGCGACGUGCGUGGCUUCGAGCUUCUUGACGGGCCUAUCGGCGUGGCUGGUGUGGGCGGAAGGCGGGUUCCACAAGAACCCAAAGGCGCUGUCUCUUUAUUUGGCCCAGCUAGGAUUGGGGCUGGCUUGGGAAAUGGUUGUGUUUCGGAUUGGGGCUAGUUGGGCCGGGCUGGUAGUGUGCCUGGCAACUUUUGGGUCUCUGGCGAGCUGUUCCAAGGUGUUCCGGAAGACGAAUCCGAUCGCCGGCGAUCUGUUUAAGCCUUGCUUGGCUUGGGCUGCAUUCUUGGCCGUAGUUAAUCUUAAACUCGUUUUCCUUUGAAGUAUGGCAUUUUUUUGGUGGUAUCUUGGUGGGAAUACUAUCUUGGAUCAACAACUUUAAGCCCAUUUUCUUAAUUUAAUUUAAGACAAUUUUAUUAUUGUAAAUGUUUAUACAUGUGUAAUUUUUUUAAAAAAACAGGAUAAAUGUGGGGGGAUUUUUUAGGAGAAUGAGGAUGACUCAAACACAAGUCUAGUAAAAACUUUUAUGUAGGGAGUUAUUACGUACUCUAUUCAAAAGUUCUUUUAUAUAUGUAAUUUAUAAAAAGUUAUUAUUUUG
Molecule: messenger RNA, 919 nt
Organism: Rubroshorea leprosula
Lineage: Eukaryota; Viridiplantae; Streptophyta; Magnoliopsida; Malvales; Dipterocarpaceae
Source: the annotation of a GenBank genome assembly